Molecule: messenger RNA, 445 nt
Organism: Angiostrongylus costaricensis
Lineage: Eukaryota; Metazoa; Nematoda; Chromadorea; Rhabditida; Metastrongylidae
Source: the annotation of a GenBank genome assembly
CUUCUGAUAGAGAGGUGGAACGAAGGACUCGCAUGGUGUGGUGGUGAACGCGUCAGACUCCGGAAAGAGUAAUAGCGCGUUCGUUUCCCACCGCAGACACCUGCGGUCCGGAUUAGCAAGUUUAAUUUUUGAUGAUAAACCAAUCCAAAAGACCCCACUCGGUGAUGCUAUUGACUCGCUGAUGGUUCGCUGGGCACAGCUUCUUUCGAAUGUCUCGUCUCGGGCACCUGUUCCAGCGCCAUCUACUAUUGAUCAUGUCAAAGAAGUAGUUGAGAUAUCGAUGUAUCAUGUGAGUUAUUUUGUGAGUACAAUCAGUAAAGUUAGGUCUAUUUAUAAGAUAGCGGUGAAACUUUGGGAGGGGCAUAUUAUUAAAAGCUGGCAUAAUCAUGAAUCUGUGAAAUCAUUCGAGGAGUUAAUCGCUUCAUUGAGAAAUGAUAUCUCUUGA